Molecule: messenger RNA, 5917 nt
Organism: Protopterus annectens (West African lungfish)
Lineage: Eukaryota; Metazoa; Chordata; Ceratodontiformes; Protopteridae
Gene: LRRC66
Product: leucine rich repeat containing 66
Exons: 4
Coding region: 2-4966 (1654 amino acids)
Molecular function (GO): protein binding
Source: RefSeq, a predicted model, not a curated record
AAUGGCAGGUCCUUAUGCGAGAGUCUGCGUGGCUGCCCUUGUCUUCAUUCUUAAUCUAACAGAUGCAAAAACAAUACAAGGCAGUGAUGUCAUGUUUGCUUGUGGUCUUCCAUGCACGUGCUUUGGGGCUUCUAUAAUGAAUUGCUCAUAUGGCAAACUGUCAACAAUUCCAACUUAUGUACAGCCACAUCUGACAACACUUGAUGUGAGUCACAACCAUAUUAAUCAUUUCUCAUGGCCAGAACUGAAAGAAAUAUGGAGAAUUACACACCUUAAUCUUAGUUACAAUAACAUAUUUGAUGUUACUCUAAGCACGUUAAGCAUGUUAUAUUUUUUGGAGGUCUUAGACAUUGGCAACAACAACCUCCAGCACUUUUCAAUGGAUAAAUUUAAAUUUAAACAGCAGUCAAAGUAUCCUUCCCAAAAGGAAUCAAUAGAUUACUUACUUCCUUACCUUAAAGAGCUACUUCUAGAAAAGAAUAACCUUUCAACUGUGCCAAAAGGACUGGGAAACCUGCAAAGGCUGCAAACAUUACAGCUGUCCAACAAUAACAUAUCUACUAUUGGUCCAGAUGACUUUUGGGGGUGUAGUAAUGUACACGAGUUGUACCUGCAGAAUAACAAAAUUAAUACAAUCCACAUAAGGGCCUUCAUCGAUCUAAAGGAGCUAAAGGUUCUGAAUCUUAGCACCAAUGCCCUGAUAACCAUUCACCCGGUGCUUUUUAUUGCCAUAAAUAAGCCACAAUUUCAGAUCGAUCUCUCAGGCAAUGGCUGGAUUUGUGACUGCAGACUCCUGCCUUUCAAGAAAUUCCUGUCUGAUCCAAGGAAUAAAAUAUGGCACAUUGAAUGUACAGAGCCUUCCAACCUCUCAGGACAACCUCUUGGAUAUGUGGAAGAAUUCUGGCUAACCUGUGAUGUUUCAGGGCAGGAUUUCAUUUCACUUUAUGAAGUAACAAUACUGGAAGGGGAGAGUGCCAUCCUUCAUUGCACUGCAGAUGAAAUUCAAGAUAUUACCUCAACAUACUGGCAGACACCACAGGGGAUCAUAUCAUGUAGUCAUACACAUCCAGACAUGAACAUUGAUAAAAGACACAGCUUAACAAUUACCAGUGCUCAAAAAUCAAUUGAAGGGCUAUAUCUGUGCACAUCUAAUGAAAUUGUAACAGGGCAAAUUAUUAUCUAUGAUGUCCAUAUCCAAACAGAAAAUACUGACGCUUCUGCCAGGCACACUAGAGAUGUCAAAUCUGUAGCAAGAGAAGGAAGGACGCAAAAUGAGUUUACCAUGGCCAUUUGCCUUUCUAUUAUUAUAACAUUUAUUUGUGCUUUCUGCCUUGGUGCAUUUGUCAGACCUUUCAUUGAGCCAUUAUGGAGCAAAAUACGUAGACGUAAGUCAUCUGUAAAUGAGUAUGAAAAUCACGGCUUUUCAGAAGAGUCCACGACACGUGAAGAGAAAAAAGAAGAACAGCAGCACAGCAAAACACGGGCUGCACUGGUCCAUAGCACUGAAGACGUCUUUGUUAAUGCACCAUCUGAGCAUGCCUGCAGUAGCGCUAAGGAAACAUCUGUCUUACGAACAGAAUAUAAAAAGUGUCAAAAUAGCAAUACAAAUGGUAUAAAUCAGGAAAUACAUUUCAGCAAAACCCAAAAUGACAACAGCAACUUAUUUUAUAGUGAGCAAAUGCAGACAUAUGAUAGGCCAGCAGUAUUAGUAGUUAAGCAUGGAAUAGAAAAUAGCUGGAGUGCUGACAUGAGUACAACAGACAGUGUGCCCAGCACAUUAAAAGUGGUGCCACAGGUAAAUGAGGAUUCCAUUAAUCAAAAAACUUUACAUGUCUCAUCACAUGGCACGGAAAGUCAGACUGGAAAACAACCACACAUGACAAAAUAUCCAGGCCUAUUGGACGACUCAUCAGAUGCCAAGAUGUUUACUGGGCAUACCGCAGGAUCAUGGUCUAGUGAUGUGUCACAACUCUAUGGCCAAGAUUUACAGAAAGAACAUAUCUGUGCAUUAAACAAUGAUGAGACAACCAUUCAAGGUAUGAUUGAUGAAAGAGCAAACUUCCAGGAGCUUAAAAAUGACAUCCCUAUUAGCAAAGAAAAUACAUCUGAAACAGGCAGUUUGAACAGCAAGUUUCAACAUACACCAACUGAGUUUCAGAACUGCAUAACCACUGAUGUAAGCACACAGCUUCCAAGAGUGAAUGAGGAGGCUUCUUCAGCCUAUGCUGAUGGUCCAGGUAUUAGUGACUUAUGGUUAGAUGCUUCUGCCAGUAAAGGAUUAUUAACUUCCUCACAAGGACUUGGAGAAACAGUUCAUGAAGAUGCUAUAAAUAGCUCCUCUUUGAAAGUCAAUUUAAUAACCUCAGAACCCGAGAAUGAAAAUCAAAGGAUUGUUUUAGCCAAUAUAAAUAUAGAGGACAUAAAAGACCGUAAUUAUUAUAUGAGCCAGACAGACCAAAAGUCGGUUGGUACUCAAGCAUCUGUAGAUUCAGCUUAUAAUGACUUAAGACAUAAUGAGGAAUAUGGUGCAACAAAUGGGGUCACAAUUUCAAAAAAUGACAUCUUUCCAGAAAGCAAUGUUUAUGAGGAAAUGAAUUUCAUGCAGAUGCAGGAAUCAUUCUUGAUGACAAAUACUGAAAGUUCAGAACAUUCCAGUGACCACAAAGCAUCUGAUCGAGUAAAUAUCCAAAGUGACAGCAGCUACACAACUGAAACCAGAGAAUACUUACACAGUGAAGGUAAAGAUCUUUAUGCAUCCUCUUCUAAGGACGUUGACAUUCAACUGUCACCAGAUGAUAAGUACCUUCUCAAAGCACAACAUAAUGAGAAUGCAUGGGAAAGUCAAGUGAAACACAAUAAACUGAGUGACACUGAGUUACAAUAUCAAGAUAACAUGUCAAGUAAGUCAGCUCCUGCUCAGUGGGAGACAUUUGCAUCAGAAGAGUUAAGUGCACAGCAGGCUAAUGCAUCUACCGGUAAUAUGUCUGAUAUACAAAUCCUGGCAAGUGAUGAUUUCAAAUGGAAUCAAGAUUUUAAUCAUUUCUCUGAGAUGAAAUCAGAUCAAAAUGAUUUUUUUCUCAGUGACCAAGACUCUGGAGACAUAGUAAAAGAACAAAAGAAACAUGACUGGGAUCAGUGGCAGUUUCUUGACCAAGAAAAACAGGCAGAUAGAGGUUCACAAAGUACAAAUUCUGCAAACAAUGUAGAUCUGUUUGGUUUCCAACAUUGCAGCACAGGUGAAGCACUUGGAUCUGACUCAGACAACUUCAACCCCUUUCAAAAUGAUGACUGGUUUACAUUUGAAGACCCCUUCGUGACAUCAAAAGAUUAUCCCAGUGAUUUAGAUUCCUUCAUACCUGAAAAACAGCUUGAAAUCAGAGCACCUCUAGUUCAUCCAGGUAAUAGUCAAAUUGCCUGCCAACAACUACCUGAAGAUACUGUGAGGUGUACUCAGGCAGGACAAGAAAAGGACAGUACAGAAAUGUCAGAUAGCUUCAGUCCUGAAAGAAAACUCAUUUCAAAAUCAGAUCCUGAAAUACUGGGCCCAUCUGACAGAGAACUGUCAGAUAAAUCCAGUACUUAUUUAACCAAUGCUUUCUUCAAAGCUGCAGGAUCUGAAUCUGAUGUGACUGAUCUUCAUAUUGAGGUUCCUACUGAUCAACACAAGAAUCCACAAUCUGUAGAAGAGCAUCAUUUGUCUGAUUUGGAAGAAAUUAAAAGAUUGUAUUAUUCUUCUGAAAUAAGUUUGCAACACCCCUCAAAUUUGCAGUUUGAUCAAGAGACAUCAAUAUAUGAGCAUAAGCUGAAUGCAUUCAAAUCAAAUAUCGUGAGUCAAUCUGAAAAAGAAAAUUUUCCAGAUACACAGGACCUUGAAACAAUCAUGCCACAGUCAGAUAUGAAUUUUUUUUUAACAAUUCCACCUGCUUUUCCAGGAGAUCAUAGCAUUCCUGAUAUGUCAGUAAACCGUUACUUGGAAAGUUAUAGUCUGACAGGUGAUGAUUUUGAAACCAAAUUUAGUGAUGAUGAUACAUUUUCCCAUGGCAGCUGGGUUGCCAUUGAUGAACCAUUCCAAUCUAGAUGUGCAGAUGUACUUCCCGGUGAUCACCUUACCAGCAAUGAUGUAGAGUCCCGUGAAGGGUCAAGUGGCCCUAAAACUGAAGCCACUGUUUUAAAGGAAAUUCCUUCUAAGGCUAAUAGCAGCUUACUAAUAAUGCAAAGUGGAGACAUCAAUACAAUUCAAGGAAAUGUUCAUUUUUCAACAAAACAUGUUGCUAAUCAAGAUGAAGACAAGUCAGGUGAAAUUCUUUCAGAAGAAAUAAACUGGUCACCUUCAGGUACUGUUAAUUUAUUUCAGGAAGAUGCUUUUAGUGAAAGGUCUUCCACUGAAAUAACCACAACGCAAGAUCUCUAUGCUUCUGACAUUAAAGAAAGCGCAGUUAGUGAGGGGAUACCGGCAGCAGGCUUUUCUAUGGACUUUAAUAUUCUUAAGGAAAGCCAUAUUUCCUCAUUAAAUGAAACAAAGUCUCCCAAGCAUAUACCACAUUUAACACUUGAAGCAGAUGAAAUAACAUCUACUAGCUACACAAGCACAAAAUCAUUGCAAGAAGGCAAAAGCAAAUCCAAAAUGAGUUUAUUGACUGGGAGUUAUUUUAUUAAAAAGAAAAAGGCCUUUGAUGGCUUUUCUAGCACUUUUCAUUCAGGGACAAAUGUUACAUCUACCAAUAUUCCUACAUCACUAAGUGCCUCUUUAGUAAAACAAAUGAUACAACCUAGUAAUGCAGUGGAGUUUGAGCAGCAAAGUAAUCAGUCUUUUCUAAACCAAAGUGUCUCAGCUCAUACUGUAAAAGAUCAUAUGAACUUGCUUUCAGAAUCUCACAGUCUUAAAGUGUCUAUAAAUGAUCGAUCUGAACUUUCAAUAUCCACGGCAAUAGAAGGAACCAGUUAUGAAGACAUCAGCAGUGCUUGAACAAACCACAUCACAGAGAUUUAAAAUAAUAAGCAUAACUUACAGCACGAACUAUAAACAAAGGGCAGGCCUUUUCAUGCAGCGGAAGACAAUAAUCAGCUCAUUUUGCAAAAAUUGUUUAGUUUUGAAAGUCCUGGAAUUUGGAUAACAGACUAUAAUGCUUACUCUAAGGAGAACCAAUUCUCCUGUUGGAUAUGGAGACGAGAACAGUACCACGUGACAAACUAUUGAUGAGAAGAAUCUCUGUAAAUAGCAUUAGUGUCACAUCUGUGCAUUCAUACGUGAUCAUGUGAAUGAAUAAAUAGCUGUAUGUGCUCUUUCUCAAGGGCAAAGACAGCGGAGAUUUAGAUUGGAAUAUCUGGCACAGAACAAAAUUUGUGUGCCUGGUUUCUAAGACUCACAGAGCUAAUAAAUCAGGACAUCCACUAAUGUCUAGAUUUCCAUUUUUCCUGGACAUUUUCCACUCACUUUUGCACUGAUAGCUUUUCAAUCUAUUGUUUGGAAAAUGGUACAGUUAUUUCUUUCACUUUAUCAUCAGUAAUCCUGGUUUCAUUUCACAUUGCUUAUAUUAGCCCAUAGUAAUUUGAAUGUAUCCAUAACAUUUAUUGCAUUUUUGGUCUAAUGCAAUGUAUCCAUAACAUUUUUUGAAUGUAUCCAUAACAUUUAUUACAUUUUUGGUCUAAUGCAAUGUCUGCUUCAUAAACUUUAUUUUAAUGUGCAAUGCAGUUUGUUUUUCAGAUCUCUUUUGCUUUUCUGUUUUACUCACUCUCAAUCUUUGUUUCACAGUCACUUUCUUUCUUUUGUAUGCUUAAUAUUCCUAAUUUAUAGUGCUUCCUUAGUCAUUUACUUGAUUUUGUCAUGGGAGACAUCUAAAAACAUGAUACAUUUUUUAAUGGUGCAGUUGCUAUGCUGGCUUUCUGUCUCCAUAAUGUUGCUUGAUCUCAGUGUGUC